GAACAAUGGCGUGGAGUAGCGACGACGAGGCCGCCAUGAGCGCGGCGGCGCCGCUGCCGACGCUCACGUGCACCACCGAGAGCGUCAAAGUACUGGUGAUGCUGCUGAGCUGUCUGGCGCACGGCAAGCGCGACCAGCGCGUGCGCUGCGACGUGGACCGGCGCGGCCUGCUGUUCACGGCGCACUCCAAGGGCAAGUCGCUGCAGAUCAAGACGUCCAUCGGCCGCGAGCUGUUCGAGAGCUACAAGUUCGGCGCGGAGCAUCCGCAGGACGACGAGUUCGUCGACGACGAGGACGACGUGCAGCUGAGCUUCGCGCUCAACGUGAGCCUGCUGAUCGAGUGUCUGUCCAUGUUUGGGCCCGCGGCGCUGCCCACGACGUCGCUGCGGAUGACCUACGAGCCAGAGAGCGCCAGUCUGCUGUUGGUCGUGGAGGACAGCGGCGUCAUGUGCGAGUGCUCGAUGCAGGUGCUGGAGCACGAGGGCGGCGACAUGGGUCAGCUGGAGUUCGAGAGCGCCUUCGAGCAGUCGGCCGUGGUGGCUCGCUGCAUCAUGCAGUCCGAGCCGCUGCGAGACGCGUUCGCCGAGCUCUACGACCUGCCGAGUGCCGCGAGCGUGACGAUAGCCAUGGCCGACGCAGACAGCAGGAGCCCCGACGAUACGUCGGAGGCCAAGUGCCUGAGUUUAAGCGCCACGUCCGAGACGGGGUCAUGCGAGAUCGACUUCGCGCCGACGUCCUCUGCGUUUAUCGAGUUCUCGUGCGCGUCGGCGAGUGACGGCGACUACCCCGGGAGCUGCGCUGCUACGUUCCACGUUGCGGUACUGCAGCAGGCGUUCAAGGCGCUGGUGCACUCCAACGAGACGUUUCUUCGCAUGAACAGCGACGGGUUCCUGUCGAUCCAGCACAUGAUCGAGAGUGGCUCGGGCGAUAAGGCUUUCGUCGACGCUUUGAUCAGCCCCGAGGACACGUCCAUUUCGUAG
Messenger RNA from Phytophthora sojae, 980 nucleotides. RefSeq lists its product as hypothetical. The record is from RefSeq and is a predicted model, not a curated record. Gene Ontology annotation, cellular component: checkpoint clamp complex. Gene Ontology annotation, biological process: DNA repair; DNA damage checkpoint signaling. Lineage: Eukaryota; Oomycota; Peronosporomycetes; Peronosporales; Peronosporaceae. The coding region runs from base 6 to 980 and encodes 324 amino acids. The transcript is spliced from 2 exons.